Centropristis striata (black sea bass) is the source of this 2821-nucleotide messenger RNA. Its product is annotated as NF-kappa-B inhibitor zeta-like. The coding region runs from base 61 to 1395 and encodes 444 amino acids. NCBI's taxonomy places the organism in Eukaryota, Metazoa, Chordata, Actinopteri, Perciformes, Serranidae. Gene Ontology annotation, biological process: regulation of gene expression. Gene Ontology annotation, molecular function: protein binding. The transcript is spliced from 10 exons. The record is from RefSeq and is a predicted model, not a curated record. Gene Ontology annotation, cellular component: nucleus.
UGUGUUGACAGCCAAUUUACAUUCCUGGUUUCAGGGAGAAGGACUCAAAAAGUUCCCAGUAUGAGCUGCGUGUUCAUAAAUGAUUCCUUAAACAUGGUGGAUCCAGGAGGGAACCACACCGGAGGAAACCAGAUCCUGCCGAUGGGGACAAACUUCAACCAGAACAAAGGCUUUCCUGUCCCUGGUGCCAGGCCAGCAGAAUACGCCCAGAAUGUGCACAAGAAGACAGUGAAAGAACUGCUCAUGAUGAGACGCCAGAAAUGGAACUGCUUGCACGACGAAAACAACAUGAUCCAUAAGUCGAAAUCUCCAAAAUCUGAAACUUUCAGCAGCGACCUGAGUCCACACCUGCUGGAACCUGCAGGACCAGUUCACUACGAUGUUUUUACCAGUGAUUUCCUCUUUGCCUCUCAUGAAAACGGCCACAUUCCCCAACAACAACAACCGCAACGUCUGGCUCUGCAGGGACAAAUGGCCCCGACUGGUGAAGUGAAAAUGACUUUAUUUCACUGGCAAAUACAGCGAGAGAUGCAGAAGAUAGGAGGAGUUUCUCCUGAGGUGCUGGCCAUGCAAGAUGCAGAUGGUGACACAUAUCUUCACAUAGCAGUGGCACAAGGUAGACGGGCUCUGGCUUAUGUGCUCGCUUCAAAAAUGGCUCAGUCUGGCUCUCUGGACAUGAAAGAGCACAACGGACAGACGGCUCUUCAGAUAGCAGCUGCCACCAAUCAGCACCUCAUCGUCCAAGACCUGCUGCAACAUGGAGCCCAGAUAAACACUCGAGACUUCUGGGGUCGUUCUCCUUUGCACCUGUGUGCUGAGAAAGGCCAUUUUCUCAGUCUUCAGAGCAUCUGGAGGACUCUAAUGGGGAGUGGGCAGUCGAUUGAUAUUGAAAUGUUCAAUUAUGAUGGUCUAACUCCGCUACAUGCAGCAGUCCAGUCUCACAACGGUGCUGUUAGAGAGCUGAGGAGUCUGGGGAAUCCUGUUUCCUACAUGGUGAAGGAGCUGGUGCAGAGGACCAAGAUGUAUGUUGAGUGUAUUCAGACUUUGCUGCUCAUGGGCGCCUCCUGUAGGACAAAGGAUCUAAAAAGUGGAAGAACGUGUCUUGUCAUGGCAGCUGAGGAAGCAAAUGUGGAGCUGCUAAGCAUUUUCCUUGACCAGCCGACUUCACUGUCAGUUGUAAAUGUGAAGACAUUCAGUGGAAACACAGCCCUGCACAUUGCCAGCUCUUUGCAAAAGCACGCAGCUCAAGUGGAAGCAGUGAAGCUGCUGAUGAGGAAAGGCGCCGACCCCGGGGCCAGGAACCAUGACAACGAGCUGCCGUCUCAGCUGGUGCCUGAAGGACCCAUUGGUGAAAAGGUGCUGCAGGUUCUGAAAGGGAGAUAUUGUCAUGCUUAAGUGCUCAAACCCACUGUCAGUCAGACGGUCGAAUAUAUUAUCAUAUUAUCAUUUGCCAUAACAAGGCAGAUGCUUGUUGUUUCAAGGAAACAUGAAAAUAUUGUUCAUUACCAUGUAAUGUAAUGUAAAAGAGAAAGUGAGGAUAUGAAUAAUUACACUUUAUAAUAGCAGUAAAAUCAUGUUGUUCAUUAAUUAGUAAGUUUAACUAAUGCAGGACUCAUGAUUUAAUGCAUGAAUUAAUGCAUUCAUUCUUUGUUAACAAUCUGUAAUACAUUAGUUGAUAUGCGAUCAAAUUAGUAUUUGUUUUUACAGGAAUAUGAAGCAUAAAUUCAUGCAUUUGCACCCUUAUUAAAGUGUCACCUUAUGAUUUGUUUUUAUCGUUUUAUGCAGAUAAUUAAAGUUAUUUUGGAAUCAAUCUUUAUUUUAAUGAAACUGUUUGAAGAGAAUUCACUGUUAUAACCUUUUGUUGCAUGAUUUUGGUUUAUGUGCUUCAGGUGAAAGGAAAUGUUAUGCUUCAUAUUUAGAAAUAUAUAACCAGUUUAAAUGUUGCAGGUUUAUUUUAGACCAUUGUAUACUGUUUAUUAAAAAAUGUGCAUGUGUUUUCUUAAAGGUUUAAUAUCAUGAAUAGUUGUGAAGAAACAAUGAAGUUCAUACCAGAAGUUUAAACUGCUUAUUAUUGCUUUUAGUGUUAUUUUGGAUCAUAAAAUGAUUGUAGAUCUGUUUUAAUAGCAUCAUAUGUAUAAUAAAUAGAGAUUAUAUUGCUAUCAAUAGAUAUUGAAAGUGCUUUUGGCAAGCUUUGUGUUGACAAAUUCUGAACACACAUUUUAUUAUGCACAUAUUUUUUUGUUGUUGACUUGUAUGGAAAUGUUAUACAACAUGUCAAUAUUUUGAAAUUACUUUUAAUCUGUUUGUGGUAUACCGGUAUAUAUAAAAUAAAGUAAAUUACAAAAAAAAUUUUCUUGUUUCUUCGCAGUGAAACUUUAAUUUUUCUUUCAUAGUAUAUACUGUUUUAAUUAUUUAAAUGCACUUAAUUUCCACCUAAUCCUACUUGCAAACAUCACCUGAAACAGUUUCCAAAACUGUUUCUGGAUUCAUAAAUCAUAUUUAAAAGCAUUGGUUCUUUAACCUCAUGUGCUUUCUCAGCUGUGACCUUUUUUAACUCCUCACACAUGCCUCGCCCUACAGCAUGGGUCGCAAAUUCGCGGCCCGCGGGCCAAUUGCAGCCCUUGUGACGAUAUUUUGUGGCCCUCACCUUGAUAUGAAAGUUAAAUGAGUUCUAUAUGAAUGGCACUUUACCGUGUUGUGUGUGGAAGGUCCCUUUAAUUACUUUUUUUUGGUAAUUUUGUGUAUUUCUUGGGGUAAUUUUGUGUCUUUUUUGGGUAAUUUUGCGUCUUCUUUGGUAAUUCUGUCUUUUUUGUUUGUCACU